Messenger RNA from Colius striatus (speckled mousebird), 3551 nucleotides. Its product is annotated as merlin. The transcript is spliced from 19 exons. The record is from RefSeq and is a predicted model, not a curated record. Bases 811 to 2790 code for a protein of 659 amino acids. Gene Ontology annotation, biological process: positive regulation of protein localization to early endosome; regulation of cell shape; positive regulation of early endosome to late endosome transport. Gene Ontology annotation, cellular component: filopodium; plasma membrane; cytoskeleton. Lineage: Eukaryota; Metazoa; Chordata; Aves; Coliiformes; Coliidae. Gene Ontology annotation, molecular function: actin binding; cell adhesion molecule binding.
AUGGUUUUUUUCUGCUGGCAAGUGUCUUGGCUGCUGACCACUUUUCAGGCUUGUUCUCUUCAGGCAGUACUAUCUUUCACCACAGGAAUAGGGCAGGUGAGGAAUUGUAUUUACUUAGCAGGACAUCACGGGGCAGCUUCCCUUUUUAAGGUGGCGGGGUAUGGUGAGGACAGGCUGUUCUUUACAUGACUGGAGUCACUGUUGGAAUGGUUUGAUCCAAUGAUAUCAAAAGAGUUAAAAGCUUAUUAUCAGUUCUUACAGAAAGCCAAGUCGAGGUUCAUGGGUUGCUCUUGUUUUAGUGUCUUUACUGCCUGAAUUGCAGUGGAGUUGGGAGGAGCCUGGCUGGCACAGGCAGGAAAUGGUUAAGAGCCGUUUGUAUCACCUGGGAAAGCAAUCCUUUGAUUUUUCAGAGGGCGCUAACAUGCUGCAGUUCAUAGGAAACAAAGGAAAGGGGAUCAAGUAUAAAAGUUGUUCCUGGAGUUUAUUUUCAGUGGCAGAACUUGUGAGGGCUGCAUAUUGACGUCUGCUGAAAAAUACAGAAUUUUGGAUUCAUUUUUUCUCCCCCCUCCUUAUCUUUGAUCAGAAGGUGAUCUGUGAGAUUAUUUUCUAGUCCGUGGAUUCUCUUCAGUUACCCCAUUAUCUUUCCUGAAGUGUGUUGCCCCAAACAGAACUGAAGCAGAAGCUCUACUGGAGCCAACUGGAGGAAGAAGACCCCUCAACUAUUUUCAGUGUCAAAGAUGAAUUUCCUCAUGAGUUUUUCUUCCCAACUCUGAGUUGUCUCAAGUUCUCAACUCUGCCACUGAUGCCUAUAUGAUUUGGUGUGGCUGUCCUCAUAAAAUAAAAAAUAUGUCCAUCCGAGGCCUGAAGAAGAAACAACCAAAGACUUUUAAAGUCAAAAUUAUAACAGUGGAUGCUGAAAUGGAGUUCAGCUGUGAGAUGAAGUGGAAGGGAAAGGACUUGUUUGACCUGGUGUGCCGAGCACUUGGUUUGAGGGAGACUUGGUUCUUCGGCUUGCAGUACACAAUAAAAGGGAUGUGCAACUGGUUAAAAAUGGACAAAAAGGUUCUAGAUCAAGAAAUCCCUAAAGAAGAUCCCAUUAGCUUUCAUUUUUUGGCUAAAUUCUACCCAGAGAAGGUAGAAGAGGAACUAUUGCAGGAAAUUACCCAGCAUUUAUUCUUCCUUCAGGUUAAGAAACAAAUACUGGAUGAGGAGAUCUAUUGUUCUCCAGAAGCAACAGUUUUACUGGCUUCUUAUGCUGUUCAGGCCAAGUAUGGUGACUACGACCCGAAUUUUCAUGAGCCAGGCUUCCUAGCCCAUGAUGAACUUUUACCCAAAAGGGUCCUCAGGCAGUAUCAGCUGACAGCAGAGAUGUGGGAAGAGAAGAUUACUGCUUGGUAUGCUGAGCACAGGGGUAUUGCCAGGGAUGAAGCUGAGAUGAACUACCUGAAAAUUGCCCAAGACUUGGAAAUGUAUGGUGUCAAUUAUUUUCCAAUUGCUCAAAAUAAAAACCAUACAGAUCUCCUGCUUGGAGUUGAUGCCAAAGGUAUCCAUAUCUACAGCAUUAACAACAGGUUCUCUCCAAACAAGUCAUUUGAAUGGAGUGCUAUCAGAAACAUUUCCUAUAGUGAGAAAGAGUUAACUAUUAAACCUCUUGACAAAAAAGCAGAAGUCUUCAAGUUCUUUUCUUCUCAACUCAAAGUGAACAAAUUGAUUUUACAGUUGUGCAUUGGAAACCAUGACCUAUUUAUGAGGAGAAGAAAAGUGGACUCAAUAGAGAUCCAGCAAAUGAAAGCACAAGCCAGGGAAGAAAAAGCUAGAAAAAAGAUGGAGAACCAAAGGCUGGCCAGGGAGAAGCAGCUCCGAGAAGAAGCUGAGCGAGCCAAAGAGGAGCUGGAAAGGCGCCUUUUCCAGCUGGAAGAUGAAGCCAGGCAGGCCAAUGAGGCCCUGCUCCGAUCCCAGGAAGCAGCAGAGCUGCUGGCUGAGAAAGCUCAGAUUGCAGAAGAAGAGGCAAAAUUACUGGCCCAGAAUGCUGCAGAAGCUGAGCAAGAGCGCCAGAGGCUGGAGAUCACAGCUCUGAAAACCAAGGAGGAGAAACGCCUGAUGGAGCAAAAGAUGCGUGAGGCAGAGCUGAUAGCAGUGAAGCUGGUGAAGGAGUCUGACCGCAGAGCCAAGGAAGCAGAGCACCUGAAACAAGACCUGCACGAGGCCAGAGAGGCUGAACGGAAAGCAAAGCAGAAACUCUUAGACAUAACCAGGCUCAAUUAUCCUCACAUGGUCAAGUACCCACAGUACUCACCAGCUGAUGCCAGAGAUGCCAACUUUGACAAAGGAUCCAUAAAGCUGGAUUUGAAGGACAUUGACCUCAAGAGACUAUCUUUUGAGAUAGAGAGAGAGAGGCUAGACUACCUAGAAAAGAGCAGAAAAUUUGAGGAUCGACUGAAGGAGCUGAAGUCUGAAAUCCAUGCUUUGAAACUAGAAGAAAAGCAGUCUGGGCUUUACUCUCACUGGAAUGAAGUGCUGGGAUCCUUGGAUCGCUCCUUGGGAAAUAACCCAUCAUGGAUAAAAGCUUUUGAAACUGGAGAGUCACUGGAUAUAAACCUUCAAAGACCUUUCCCUUACUUGUUAAAUCCUACAAGCAGCUGGCCUUGUACCAACAAAACUGAACACCCAGUGCCAGUGAACAACUCAUCUUUUCCAGCAAGUUCCUUGGUUGCCAACAGUGUGGGCACAGGAACCAGGAAACAGAUUAUAAAGGUUCAGCAGCAUGACUCAGAUGUGAUCUACAUUUGAAGCCUCUCCUUUCCUUACCUGACCCCUAGAACCUGGUGGCCAUCUUUUAGCUGCUGCAAAAGGCACCUGCAUGGGGCGGCCAGUGUGGCACCGACACGGCACCGCUCCCUCCGAGCAGCCAGCAGCAGCCAGAGCCCUCUGCCCUGCUGACGUGGCUCCUGGCUCUGGGUAUAAGGGUAGACACACAAACCCAGAACAGUGGUGUUUACUACCUAUGCACUUUUGAAGAAACACUUUAAAGCUUCUUCCCCAGCUGUUCUACGUGCUGAUGAUCAGUUUGGUACUCUGCUUCUGUAGAAAGGAUGCUGGGCAGCAAGUGUCCAGGAGACCUUGGAUGUUUACCCACCCAACAGACUACUGAUGGUUUUGGUUAGGUCUGUGGGAUGUGACUCCCACAGUGCUGCUCAACACUUUGGUGUUUGCCUGACAAAUGUUUUCCUUUUCCUCUCCAAACAUUUCUUGGUUUGCUUAAGUGAUUUGCAUUUCUCUGUGAGAAAUCUCAUCUUUUAAUCCCAGAUGUAGAAAUGGACAGCUUCAAAUCCCUCUUGCUCCUGGGGCAUGCCUUUGUUUGGAAGGCAAAGCAUCUGUUCUCUCUGCAGUUUCUUGCUGGAUCAAGCACUUUCUGUUGCUUUUGUCACUCCAGCAAACUUUGCCUACAUGAACUUGUUUCCCAGUGCUGUGUACCACAGCUUCCACAUUAGACAAAGACAAAACCAUGCUGUUGUUGUCUGCUCAGUUGGACUUGUUUCUAAUGGAGAGGU